CUCCUCCAGUCCAUCUCGACGACCCUAGUUUGUCGCAAGCGUAGAUCGCGGCCGCCGUCGGCUCCUCGCCCCACAAGACUCCCGUCCAUUCCGCAGCUUCCUGCCUUCGUCUAGUGUUUCAGCAUCACUGAGCGCGUCUAUAGCUACGAUUUGAUGGAAAAGCGUAUGAACGACAUCCUCUCCGUGAUCAAACCAGUAGAGGAUGACAGGAACAAACAACUGCGUGCAAUUCAGGAGAUUGUGAAUUCCAUCUAUUUUGUUGGAGCCUUGAGAGGUGCUACCGUCAAGCCUUUUGGAUCCUUUGCAUCAAAUCUUUAUGCAAAAUCAGGUGAUUUGGAUGUAUCAGUUGAGCUGUCCACUGACUCAAACUUCCAUACAAGCAAGGAGAAGAAGCAAGAUGUACUGAGAGAACUAAUGACAGCUUUAGAAUUUAGAGGUGUUGCUACAUAUAUGCAUUUCAUUCCUACAGCGAGAGUUCCAGUUCUUCAGUAUGUGAGCAAACUCUUUGGCAUCUCCUGUGAUAUAUCCAUCAAUAACUACCCUGGUCGAAUUAAAUCUAGAAUCCUCUACUGGGUCAAUACUAUAGAUGAGCGCUUCGGUGAUGUGGUUUUAUUGGUCAAGGAAUGGGCAAGAUCUCAAAACGUUAAUGAUCCAAAAAAUGGAACCCUGAACUCCUAUUCGCUUUCCUUACUUGUCCUCUUUCAUUUUCAGACAUGUGAGCCUUCAAUUCUACCACCUAUGAAGGAGAUAUAUGAUGUGAACAUUGCAGGAGAUAUUACAGGAAUGGCAUUGUAUAAUGAAAGGCAUCUUGAUGAGGUUUGCAUGGCAAAUAUAGCAAAGUUUCGACGCCAGAAUGCAGGGAAAAGAAACGAGAGCUCUCUUCUCCAGCUCAUCACGACUUUUUUUCUCAAGUUUUCCCAUCUCGAUUCAUAUUCUAGUGACGUAAUAUCCACUUACACGGGGCAGAUCAAGCGAAUCCAGGACAACCCACAUUGGAUGGACAAAUCUUACUGCUUGUUUGUCGAAGAUCCAUUUGAUAGACCUGAUAAUGCAGCCAGAACAGUUAGUAUGGAAGAGUUUCACCGUAUUGCCCGUGCCUUCAAAUAUUCUGGUUAUAUAUUUCCAGCUCCGAAUGCACUUCGAUCGCUGUGUACACCUGAAGUUUGUUCAGAACUAGAUAGACUUCGGCAACAUGUGGCAGCUAACACACAUGGUGAUCAGUAUCCCCAUCGAGCAAGUGGAUUUUCAGGAAACAGGGCAGUUCAUAGACCGGAGGGGUUACAAUUCAGGCAGGCAAGCUGCUGCUCCAUACCAGGGUCAGCAGCGGCGACGGGAGUACGCAUCAGAUCAUCAAGCUAAUAGGCGUGCUGUGACUACAAGGUAUGGUGAGCCUGUUGGUGGACGCCUCCUUAACGGUUCGACACGGGACUCACGAUCCCAGGCCUCCUCAAGCAGCACAACAUGGCAGUGGAAGCCAGCCAACAGCAUCAACUGACAAACACAACAUAGUCCGAGGAUAGCA
This is a messenger RNA of Brachypodium distachyon (stiff brome), 1522 nucleotides long. RefSeq names its product protein HESO1-like. Gene Ontology annotation, molecular function: RNA uridylyltransferase activity. The record is from RefSeq and is a predicted model, not a curated record. Lineage: Eukaryota; Viridiplantae; Streptophyta; Magnoliopsida; Poales; Poaceae.